GUAGAAGUAGAGUUGUCUUCCCAUGUGAUUCAGAAAAACAUGACCUGAAACUGACACAGCUACGUUACAGUGUUUCCUUUAUUCGAGUGAAAAUGGUGCGUAAAUUGAAAUUUCACGAAAAGAAACUCUUAAAGAAAGUAGAUUUCAUAAACUGGGAAGUCGACAAUAACUUGCACGAAGUUAAAAUACUACGAAAAUACCACAUCGAGAAGAGAGAGGACUACACAAAGUACAACAAAUUAAGUCGCCAUAUAAGAGAAUUGGCCAGAAAAAUUAGGGACCUUGACGAAAAGGAUGGAUUCAGAGCUCACAGUACUGCGCUCCUCCUGGAAAAACUGUACAGUGUGGGAAUAAUCCCAACCAAACAGAACCUGUCUUUAAUUGAGAAUGUCAGUGCCUCCUCCUUCUGCAGGAGACGGCUUCCGACUGUCAUGUUGCGUCUACGCAUGGCCCAGAAUCUGAAGACGGCAAUUACUUUCAUCGAGCAAGGACAUAUUAGAGUUGGACCAGAAGUUGUAUCAGAUCCUGCAUUCCUCGUCACCAGGAAUAUGGAGGACUUUGUUACGUGGGUUGACUCUUCUAAGAUUAAACAGCAUGUCAUGAAUUACAAUGAAGAGAGGGAUGACUUUGACCUUGUGGUGUAGUGUUCUACAGAGUAUGGUGCCAUUCGAACAGGCCUAUAUGUGGAUGUUGUCUUCAAAAUUGCAUGUAUGCACCCUUUUGUAAUUUUGUUCAGUAUCUAACAGACUUAUUAAUAGAACAUAAACCAUGCAGCUAAACAUACAGCAAGCACAUUUUGUUGAAUUUCCAUUUGUUUUAUAUAAAAAUAUUUCUGCACAAUAAAGAAUGUCCGUAGUUA
Messenger RNA from Clupea harengus (Atlantic herring), 859 nucleotides. RefSeq names its product IMP U3 small nucleolar ribonucleoprotein 3 (gene imp3). Lineage: Eukaryota; Metazoa; Chordata; Actinopteri; Clupeiformes; Clupeidae. The record is from RefSeq and is a predicted model, not a curated record. Gene Ontology annotation, molecular function: rRNA binding; snoRNA binding. Gene Ontology annotation, biological process: rRNA processing; ribosomal small subunit biogenesis. Gene Ontology annotation, cellular component: small-subunit processome; Mpp10 complex.